CGCUGGUCUUGGUCCGGCCCAGGACGGUUUUGGAGCUGGCCUUGAAGUAGUGGCGGCUGCGCCCUGGACGUCCCGCUGACCGCGUGCGUGCUUCUGAGAAAUGUUUGCUGACGAGCCUGAAGCCCCUGCCAACACCCAGGUGACGGCGGGGGAACCGGUACAGCAGCCCAGCGUGGUGGACCGCGUGGCCGGCAUGCCCCUCAUCAGCUCCACCUGCAACAUGGUGUCCGCCGCCUACACGUCCACCAAGGAGAGCCACCCCCACGUCAAGACUGUCUGCGACGCGGCCGAGAAGGGGGUGAAGACCCUCAAGGCCGCUGCGGUCAGUGGGGCCCAGCCCAUCCUGUCCAAGCUGGAACCCCAGCUCACCUCGGCCAGUGAAUACGCCCACAGGGGGCUGGACAAACUGGAAGAGAAUCUGCCCAUCCUGCAGCAGCCGCCGGAGAAGGUCCUGGCAGACACCAAGGAGCUGGUGUCGUCCAAGGUGUCAGGGGCCCGACAGGCUGUGUCCAGCACAGUGUCCAGUGCCAAGGACACUGUGGCCUCCCGAGUCACCGAGGCAGUGGACGUCACCCGGGGUGCCGUGCAGAGCGGCGUAGACUUGACCAAGUCCGUGGUGACCAGCGGCAUCCACUCAGUCGUGGGCUCCCGUGUGGGCCAGAUGGUGCUGAGCGGGGUGGACACAGUGCUGGGCAAGUCGGAGGAGUGGGUGGACAACCACCUGCCCAUGACGGACGCCGAGCUCGCCCGCCUUGCCACGUCCCUUGAGGGCUUCGACAUCGCCUCGGUGGCCCAGCAGCGCCGGGAGCAGAGCUACUUCGUGCGUCUGGGCUCCCUGUCGGAGAGGCUGCGCCAGCGGGCCUACGAACACUCUCUGGGCAAGCUGCAGAACACCAGGCAGAGGGCGCAGGAGGCCCUGCACCAGCUGACACAGACGCUUACCCUGAUGGAAACCGUCAAGCAGGGCGUCGAUCAGAAGCUGGUGGAAGGUCAGGAGAAACUACACCAGAUGUGGCUUGGCUGGAACCAGAAGCGGCUGCAGGGCCCGGAAGAGGAUGCAGCCAAGCCAGAGCAGUAUUUGAGUCACAACAGCCCCAAAGUGGAACAGCCCAGAUGUCCAUCAGCAGAUGAUGUAUCACAAAAUGUGGUCCUUCCACACACGAGAGCAUCACUCAGCUGUGAAAAGGAGGGAAGCCCGACACUCACUAACACAUGGAUGGACCCUGAGAACACGAUGCUCAGUGAGAGAAGCAGACACAGAAGAACAUACAGGGUGUGAUUCCACUGAUGGGAAACGUCCAGAACAGGCUGAUCUGUUGACACAGACAGUGGAUGAGUGGUUGUUGGGAGCUGGGAGAGGGGUAAGUGGGGAGGGAGUUUCUUUUUCUUUCCGUGUUUUGUUUUUUUUUUUGAUCAAGCCAAGAAGCUUAUGAGAUCUUAGUUCCCUGACCAGGGAUCAAACCUGUGCCCCUGGCAGUGAGAGCUCAGAGUCCUAACCACUGGACCGCCAAGGAAUUCCCUCUUUUUUUUGAGUUUCUUUUGGGGUGAUGGAAUGUUCUGAAAUUAGAUAGAAGGGCUGGUUGCACUACCUGGUGAAUGUACUAUAUAAAAAAAAAAAAUCACUGAAUUGUUCACUUAAAAGCAUGAAUUUCCUGGUAUGUGAGUUAUUUUACAUACACACACACACACACAUUGACACAUAAGGCACAUAGUGUUAAAAAAAAAUUAUAUUUCUAAAGAUAUUGUAUCUCUGUAAAACUUUGCACAUUCAGACCCUAACCACUUAAAACCAUCUCCCCCAAUCCCCCAACUGCUGAAGAAAAGAUAGAUAUUGAUCCUGGCAGCACCUCCUGGCCAGGUUCAAAGCCAGAGUUCUCAGCUGACCAGGCUCGGGACAGUCUAGGGUCCCUGCCUGCUUUGAUUUCCUCCCCAGACUCAGAAAUUUUCAAGGACUCUUAUCUCAACCAUAGUCUCCCCCACUGCUUACAACUUCUGCCUCAAAAGUUCUUCCAGACCUUCUCAUUUAAAAAACAAACAAACACUUUUUCAAAAACAAAUUUAUUAAGGUGUAAAAUUCAGGAUCUUGUACUUUAAAAAAGUUUGAGGGAAUUCCCUGGUGGUCCAGUGUGUUAAGGACUCAGGACUUACACUGCCAUGGCCCCAGUUCAAUCCCUGGCUCGAGAAACUAAGAUCCCACAUGCUGUGUGGUGAGACCAAAAUUAAAUAAAUAAAGAAGUUUUGAGAGAGAAUUCACAUCCUGUACGACUGACCCAUUUAAAGUGUACAAUUUAGUGGGUUUUAGUAUAUUCAUGGGUUGUGUGGCUAUCAACUGUGUUAAUAAUUCAGAGCAUUCCCAUCAUCCCAAGAGGAGACCGUCUCCCCAGUAUAAUAACACCCCGCUUCUGUCUUCCUCCAUGCCCUGGAAUCCGCGAAUGUACUUUCUGUGGAUAUUUCAUAUCAAUGGAAUCAUACACCAUGUGGUGUAUGGCUGCUCUCACUGAGCAUCGUGUCCUUAAGGUCCAUCCACGUGGCAGCAAGUGUCAGGGCUUCACCCGUUUAUUUGGCGGGAGAACGUCACGGUGUGUGAAUGAAUCACAUUUUGUGCCCCUGUUUGCCAGCAGAUGGGCAUUUGCGUUGUUUCCGCUUUUGGCGGCUGUGAAUAACACCCCUUUGAGCAUUUGUGCACCAGUCUUGGCACAGACGUGCACUUUCUUUUCUCUUGGGCGGAAGUCUAGGGGGUGGAAUUGCUGAGUCAAGUGCUUAUUUAGGCUUACACUUUACUAUUUUGAGGAACUGUCAGACCGUCUCCCAAAGUGACUGCUGCGCUCCAAUAUAUGAGGGUUCCUAUUUCUUCCCAUCCUCGCCAGCACCUGUUUGAUCUUUUACUUUUUUUUCAAAUUUAUUUGGCUGUUCUGGGCCUUAGUUGUGGCA
Dama dama (fallow deer) is the source of this 2931-nucleotide messenger RNA. RefSeq names its product perilipin 3 (gene PLIN3). NCBI's taxonomy places the organism in Eukaryota, Metazoa, Chordata, Mammalia, Artiodactyla, Cervidae. The coding region runs from base 101 to 1279 and encodes 392 amino acids. The transcript is spliced from 8 exons. The record is from RefSeq and is a predicted model, not a curated record. Gene Ontology annotation, cellular component: cytosol; lipid droplet. Gene Ontology annotation, biological process: positive regulation of triglyceride storage; lipid storage.